AUGAACGCUGUUUCCUAUAUCAGUGAUCAAUUGUCCAAGAGGGAUAAGAAUGGUAAGACAGAGGAUGUUGAGGAUAAAGUGGCUGUUCAGAAGAGGGAAAAGAUUGUAAGGCGUAGAUCGAAAUUUACAUCGUAUGCUUGGGCUGUGAUACUUUUCUUCCCGCAGUGGCUUAUAAUCAAACCUACGCAGUUAAUUUGGUGGAUUAUCUCUUUGCCUUUGUUGCUUAUAGAGUAUGGGUUGAAAUCGCGGUUACAACGCAAGAGUACAAAACGAAGUACGGGAACCCUGCAGUCGAUCAGUGAGUUGGAGGAAGAUGACCUGGCGGGUGGAGACGAGAUCUUUUUACAGCGGGAUGCAGUUAAGGGCUCUCUCGCUCCGGCAAAAUAUAGGCGAUCACGAAGCGGUUCGCGAUCAUCGACAGUGAUGUUGGGUACAAAACGUAUGGGUCGGUUUCUAUUCCCAAAGAAACUUAUACCGCGGUCUGUUCUGCAUGCUGAAAAACGUAAGCGGCUAGUUGUAGACCUGGAUGAAACGCUGAUCCACUCUGCUUCGAGAACGACUUCGCAUAGUAACUCUGCGCAGGGCCAUAUGGUCGAGAUACGAUUCGCUAUAAGUGGGGUUUCGACGUUAUACUACGUUCAUAAACGUCCGCAUUGCGAUCUGUUCUUGUCAAAAGUCAGUAAAUGGUACGAUCUAGUGGUUUUCACCGCUUCGAUGCGCGAAUACGCGGACCCGGUGAUAGACUGGCUUGAAGGUUCUUUCUCUGGUCGUUUUUCAAAGAGACUUUAUAGGAACAAUUGUAUCCUUAGAGAUGGCGUUGGUUACAUCAAAGAUCUGUCGAUCGUUUGUGGUCCCACCGUAACCCUGGGGGAAGUCAUACUGGUGGAUAAUAGUCCCAUAAGUUAUGCCAUGAACGUCGAUAACGCUAUACAGGUGGAAGGUUGGAUUAGUGAUCCUUCAGAUACGGAUUUACUCACUCUCUUACCGUUUCUUGAAGCACUCAGGUACACGACGGACGUUAGAGACAUAUUGGCAUUGAAAAAUAGCGAACAAGCGUUCCUCUCAUGA
This is a messenger RNA of Torulaspora delbrueckii, 1068 nucleotides long. It is a transcript of the gene NEM1, whose product is annotated as Nem1-Spo7 phosphatase catalytic subunit NEM1. The record is from RefSeq and is a predicted model, not a curated record. The coding region runs from base 1 to 1068 and encodes 355 amino acids. Gene Ontology annotation, molecular function: protein serine/threonine phosphatase activity. Lineage: Eukaryota; Fungi; Ascomycota; Saccharomycetes; Saccharomycetales; Saccharomycetaceae. The transcript has a single exon.